Tarenaya hassleriana is the source of this 723-nucleotide messenger RNA. Its product is annotated as transcription factor MYB57. Gene Ontology annotation, molecular function: DNA-binding transcription factor activity; sequence-specific DNA binding. Lineage: Eukaryota; Viridiplantae; Streptophyta; Magnoliopsida; Brassicales; Cleomaceae. The record is from RefSeq and is a predicted model, not a curated record. Gene Ontology annotation, biological process: regulation of DNA-templated transcription. Gene Ontology annotation, cellular component: nucleus. The transcript is spliced from 4 exons. Bases 1 to 723 code for a protein of 240 amino acids.
AUGGUAGGGAAAUUAUACGGGCAGGACGAAAUGUUUCUUCGUAGAGGGCCUUGGCUUGAAGAAGAGGACGAACAGCUCGUGAAGUUCGUGACCCUUUUGGGAGAAAGGCGUUGGGAUUCCUUGGCAAAAGUUUCUGGAUUGAAGAGGAGUGGUAAGAGUUGCAGGUUGAGAUGGAUGAACUAUUUGCGUCCGAGUCUAAAGCACGGGCCGAUGACCCGGGAAGAGGAGAAGAUCAUCCUCCAACUCCAUGCUCUUUUCGGAAACAAAUGGUCAAGGAUCGCUAGAAGAUUGCCCGGUAGAACUGACAACGAGAUAAAAAACUACUGGAGAACUCAUGUGAGAAAGAAAGCUCAAGUUCAAUCCCAUGAUCAUGAUAAGAUCAUGGAUUCGAGAGGUGAUUCCGGAGAAGAGUAUCUCUUGCCCAAAUCUAACGAAACGGAGGCAAGAAUUCAAGAAUACGAUUUUGACGUUAUGAAGGAAGCAGCGAACCGAGAAAUUUUGGAAAGUGACAAGGGAACUUGUGGAAUAGACGGUUUCGGGGCUCUAACUUCACCUUUCGAAACACGGAUUUCGGAUUGGGUAUCGGAGAUUUCGACCGAUCAUAGUGCAGGAAAUCUUGUCGAAGAUCGAAGCAGCAGUAGUAACGGCAAGAGUAACAUUGGUUCUUGGUGGUUUCAAGAACAUACAGAUUUGGAAGAGUUUUCAUGCUCUCUUUGGACUUGA